AAUAAGCCUAUUUCGUGAAUGUAAUAAACGAAGAAUAAUAAUUUAAUGGAUUUACGUUAUGGUAUUUUUCAUGCUGGGAAAAUUGAUAGCUUGACAAUUAGUGGUAUUUGCUAGUUGCUUAAUCAACCACAAUUAGUACAGUGUUCCUCAAACCAUGGUACAUACAGUGGGUGCUGCCAUGUACCUUCCAUCUAGUCAGCAGUUCAAAGAAAACAACAAUAAAAAAGUGGAUGCUGCCAACAAGUUGCCUUCGCUAUGGAACUUCAAAAAUUCACUUUCCACUAGAUUCUCCAAAAUUGAUCUGACCAGCUGACUAACAGAUGUCCCAUGAUGGAAGGAUUUAUGCCAUCUGAAAUUGCUAGACUUGUUUUAGGUUAUUUACGAGAGACUGGCUGUAUUCAGACCUCAGAGACUUUUUUAGCAGAAAGUCCACACCUUAGAGAAUAUGCCAAUUGUUUGCGUGAUGGAAGAGAAUAUCCUGUAACAAUAGGCAGUCAAAGUCUUAAUCAGAUUCUACAAGGGUAUAGCGCACUAAGGGGAAUAGAGAACAGAAGAUCUCUUGAUCUUGAACAGUUCAUUGAAAUACUAGAAAAUGCCCUGAUUCAAGCUAGAAAACUUCUUUCAGAGGGGCAUUCUACUUCACUUGGAAUGCAGUUGGUAAAUAAAUCAGGGGUGUCACAAAGUACAGAAAGAAAAUCACUCCAUGAUGACGGUCGGAACUACCCAAGUUCUUUGCAGACCGUAUCAUCUUCAUGCAAUGUGGCCUUGUGUGGUGGUUUUGAUCGAGUAGAUCCACGAAAACAGUUUAAUCCACCUGCUACUGGUGAUUCAUACAACGUAAAAGGAUUUGACCAAAUAAGUUCUGCUGCUUCUGGAAAUAGUUCUCUACACAACAAGCAAAACUCGUGUACUCACCUGUGUUCAAGUAAGCAAGGACUGUUGUCAGAAUGUUCAUGUGGUAGUGCUGGAAGUAUGUUUCAGAAGUCACACAACAUUAAUUCAAGAUUGGUUCAAGGUGCUACAUUUAGAACAUUUGAUUCCCCUGGCUGUGUUAGUUGUUUUCGUGCUCCAUUGAGAAAUGAAUGUGGUGCUCAUAAUUCUUAUCAUCAUCAUAAUGCUAGAGAAUCCAACAAAAGUAAUCCAAAAAACGUUGAAGAUCCAAAUAGGGUAUCUGUAAACAGAACCAUUGAAAGAACUUGUAAUAAUUUUCAAGGAGAUAUAAGUAAUGGACACUUUUCUGAACAUUGCCAGAAUUACAGACAAUUAUCAUUUAGUCAUAAUCAUAUUUCAUCAAAUUCAAAUGGAGCCGAAGAAAUGGAAGUUGAGCCAGUACGUAUUUCACCAAAAAAUAAUAGUGAAUUUACGGUUGGUAGUGAACAUUUUAGGAAUCAUUCAAAUUCAUCAAAAUAUUGUAUAAUGCAUAAAUUAAAACAUGAGCAAGAAAGGAUAAAAAAAAACAGUCAGGUUGCUGAACAAGAUGCAUGUAUUCCAUCAAGUUUUAAAGAAGCGGUGCUAACUUCUAGGAAGCAAAAUGAUAGGACUUCAGAUUUAAGAAGUGCAGAGCAAGAUAUCAUCAAGAAAGAUGAAAUUGAAAAAAAAAGUAAGUCCAAAUUCUCAAGAAUUAAAGAAAUACCAGAUUUUGAAGAUACUUUAUCACCCCCGAUUGAAGACAAAGAAGUCAUUAUCAGGUCAAAGCAUUCUGAAAAACAUUUUCUAAAUGCCAGUGGUUUUGGACAUUCUUUAGUAAAUCCAAAUGAAUUUCCUGUUAAACAAGAAUGCUUUAAUCAAAGCUUAAGUAACUUUAUAGAAAGGAGAAAAGAUGCUUUUGAGGACAAAUUACAUCCACCUAUUCAACCUGAACAUCAAAACUUUGGUGUUCCUUUAAGCCAUCUGCCAUCAUCUGCCACAGAACUCAGCUCAACGCCAUCUUCAUUCAUUUCAACAAAAAAUAAAGAAAAAUAUAAACUUCACCAAGAAAAACUUGAAUUUAUACAAAAUUCUACAGAUGUCAAGGAAAUCAACAAGCCUAAAAUUAAUAUGUGUGAUAUAACAACUCCAAGGUCAUCUAUCAACGUCAUCAGUAAAGACUACAAAUCUUCACGUCAGAACUCUCAGUUUAAAUCCUCUGAAAUCUCAUCUCAACAUUCAUCCAAGGGUAAAACAUUUUGUGAAGGCACUGAAAAAUUAAAACCUUCCUAUUCCUUAUCUCAGAAUUCUCUCACCAGAAUUGCUAGGAUUCAGAGCUGGGUACCCCCUCAGGGGCUAGAAGAACCACUUGAUGAAGAUAGUAGUUCAGGAGUUAGCAUUUUGUCAUCUCCUGGUCAACAUUACAAAAAGUCUCCAAGGAAAAGUAUAAUGACAUUAUCAUCUCUAGUAGACCCAAAUAUAACAGACAUUUCUAAAAAAGAAAAUAAAGAUCCUAACCCUUCAUCAAAUGUAGAGAAGAAUAAGUAUAUUGUCAUUGAUCUUGUUGAAUCUGAACCAGGUAGUUCAGAUGAAGCUGAAAAAUAUGCUACAGCUGGACAUCCCACAGAUGUCUCUGUUAACCCUCUGAUAUGUGAAAGAAAUAACAAAACUUCCUUUAAAGCCUCACCUAAUAGUCCUGUAUUUCAAAAUUCAUGUGAUGAAAAAAUUCCUGCCAUUAAUCUUUGUGAAAACUGUUCAGAAUGUGCUGUAGAUAACAAUGAACUCAACAGUGGCUCAAGAUUUAAAGAUUUAUCAUGUAAAAUGAACAGUAUAUCAAAAUCUCCUAUUUAUAGUAAUCAAACGUUUGAUGUUAGUUCUCCUGUAACAACACAAAACUCACUGACCGCAACAAGUAAACCUGUAAUACCUCAAACGGGAAUUUCAAUAAAUUUUCAGAAUAGUUGUCACAAUUCUCGGGUCAGUUGUCCAAAACCUAACUGUUCAAUAUCUGUAACUAAAGAAGCUUCUGUAAAAAAGAAAAAUGUAUCAGAUUCUCUUUGCCAUAUUAGUCCAAGUUCUAGAGUUAGUUCAUCAUCAUCUCUGUUUACAGAAACAUUAACAAAAAACACAGAAAAAAACAAGCUGCAUUCACAAGAUUUUGGAGACAAUUUAGAGACUUCAACAAAUUAUGUACUUAGAACUUCAAACUCUGAAGCAUAUAAUGAAUAUAAAGAUUCAAAAUCUGUGUCUAAUAAUGGUAGAACACAAAAUCAGUCAGGAGUGAUAGGUAAUUUUGCAGGAUCAUUGAGAGAGGAACUUAUGACUUCGUCAGAUGACAAUUCCAUCCCAACAAGCUUGGAAAGUUUAACUCUCAAGACAUUAAACACCGUUGAUAAACAGAAUUUAAAUAAUCAUUCUUCUUUGUUGAAAAGUGAUGUUCAAAAAGAUGAAGGAAUGCUGGAAAAGAUAAAAUGCAAAAAUGGAAGUAGAAAAAAAAUAAUCCCCAAGAGUAUUGAACAGCAGAAUGAUUCUAUAGCUUCUAAACUUUCAUCAGAGAAUCCUAAAACUGAGUUUCUCCAAGUUUCAAGUCUUCCAUCUGAUGAUAUAUUACAGGGUAAAAAGGAGAAUUCUUAUAUCUCUGAACUUGUGGUGAGAAGCUGUUCCAGUGAUGUAAUGAUCACUGAAAAGCAAUUAAAAACUGUCUCAAAAAUGAAAUCUGAUUAUGAAAACAAUCAGGCUGUGAAAGAACAAACAAGAGCGACUUCAAGAUUAUUAAGUGAGAGAGCUGAAACUAAUCACAUGGAAAAAGGUCAGCAACUGUUAAUGACAUCUGACCCUCAAUUAAGGUAUACCGAAGAACAGUCAUCUGCAUUAGAUAAUAAAUACCUUUCACAUCAGCUCGGUUUGAAGGAAAGUGUCGGAGACAACACUUCCUUUGCCAUGCAUGAAGUGGAAUUAGAGAGUGUUGACCAAAAUUUAAAAACUCCUAUUUCUAAACAGCGGCCACCCCUACCACCUAGACAUCCUGACAUCUCUUCACCACGUCUGUUAUUGGCACAAGAACGUUCACUGCAGCCAUCUCUAACAACUCCUGUUAAAGACCAAAACUUUGAUGAUGAUUUUCGUUCUCCUAGAAGAAAAAAUCAAAUUCCUAAACGUCGUUUGAUUAGUUCGGUACCUCCUCUGGAUCAUCCAUUACCAGAACCAGAGUUUACUUAUCACUGUGAAGAUUCUUUGGAUUAUGCGGCUUUUUUGGAAGAGUUGAUCAACUUUAAGACUCUGCAUGAAAAAUUGGCCGAGAAUAUCAACAAAGCCGUUUCUAAAACCUAUUCAGAUAAAGGAAAUUCUUCUGGUCCUCAGAAUACCAUAGCCGAUUUUCAUAUUGACUCCAUAACCUCUGCAUCCAUGACUACAGAUUCAGUAAAUGGCCACCAUGAUGAAAUAAAUAAAACCAAUAUUAGUUUUGAAGAACAGCCUAGAUCAAACUGUGAAGAUAAAGAAAAACUCCAUGUAUCUAAGACUGAGCAAAAUGCCAGACAGGAACACCAUGUCCCGGAUGCUUUAAUCAAAGAUGUUCUCACUGAGACGGAGUCUGAUCCAUUAUUUGAAGAAAUUAUAUUCAUGUUAUGUGAGAGGCAGGAAUCUAGCCGAGACUGUCUUGGUGCUAGUUCAGAAUCUGAUUCUCCAAGAAGAAGUAAUAACAUAUCAGAUAUACAACUUUCCAGUCAGCAGCUGUGUGCUCCCUCAGAUCAGCAUGAAAAUGUUGUUAACAUUAGUUCAUCAGUAUUUCCAGAUCAAAAUGUUUUGGAGUCUAACAACAGGCCUAGUAGUAUUGGAAUAUCAAAGUCUGAGGAUUCUUGUUCAGUUAAUCAAGGUUUUAUUGUUGAUGAAACACAACAGAAAGCUCAACCCGACCUCUUGCAACAAGCUCUCGAUGCUUCACUUAUAAGUAUUGAGGAUCAAGACAACAUUAACAGUCAGGAGCAACAUUGCCAUAAGAGAAAUACUAUAGACGUGCAGCAUCAUACUACCACCAGCAAUGAAGAAAAAACUGGUUCCAUGUCAUUGACUUUUCCCGAAUCUUCCAACUUCAGUGAAGUAGGGCCCGUAAGAAGCCGAGUGGGUACCUCGUUAUCUGUUUCGUCUUUUGAUGCUAGCAAUUAUAUUUCAUUUGGAGUAAAUGUGUCUAAUCCAAAUGUGAAUCCUAGUCAAAAAGAAAUUAACUCUACUGUGCUACAGCCUGGGGUCAUCUUGUCGAAUCAGUGUGUAACGCUACCACAGGUAUCACUUGUUUCUGGGUCAGUUUUUUCAGUUCCAAUUUUGUCCAUCAGUCAGUCAAACACUCAACACUCUUUUGUACAACAGCCAGCUUCUGCAAUUUGGGUUAACAACUCUUGUUUAAACCCACCAACUGAUAGUCUUACAUCUGUUACUUCAUCAAAAUCAGCAUUAUGCAGUCUGAGUAAUUCUGCCGUUACAAGUGUGAAAAAUGUGAUGAAUCAAGCAGUGCUUCCAGGUAUUUACUAUGCAGUUGGAGGAAACAGUAACAACUCUACUGUAUUGAACCUGAAUAGCAGUACCACCAACAUUAAUCCAAACAACAAACUAAGUCAACAGUUACUGGUACAGCAAGUCAUGAAUAAUGGUAUCAGCUUGAAUGGGGAAACAGUUCAUUUGGCACCAACACUGCCACAGAAUCAGCUAGGAUUAUCACAGUCAUAUACACAGCCACUCAGUAGUGUUAUUAUGCCACAGAUAAAUGGUGUAAGAAACCCUGUUUUUUUGACUGGCACUCAGACUCCAGUCAAGAUGGGAUCUUCAGAUCUUCAAUAUCUCACAUUAUCUCCAAGUCAGGUUUUGGGAAUAUUGUCUUCAGACAGUGCUAAACUACAGGUUGUGCAAGAUGGUCUCCCCACCAUUUGUAAUCUACCAGCUAACACAGUCAUAUGUGAGCCCAAAGAAGAUGAUAAAACUAACUUGAAGAAAACAAAGCACCACCUUCGUCUCCAACGAAAUCGAACUAGAGGAAAGUCAGUGCUUCAACAGGUAGUGCAAAGGAAACUGGAUGUUGGUGGGCAUGCUAUCAUUUUACCUAAAGCUACAUCCAGCCAGACAGUACCCCCUGAAUGCAGUUCAUCAGUGAUUCAUCAGACCAAAGUGCGAAGAUGUCAAAAGUCGGCAAAAAAAUCGGUUAGUGUGGCAGGUAGCGAAAAUCAGUCACCACAAGUUAAUAUAGAAGCCCACCCAGCAGAAGUUGCUAGCACAAAAAUAGAUAAAAAACCCUCAAGAAACAUUGUAGACUCUGAAAAGCGAAAGAAAAAUGGAAUAAUCACAAAAAAAUCAGAGACUUUUCAGCCUAGGCUCUCAUGCAGUCAAACCUCUCAAGCUCUAAUAAAUUCUUGGCAACGCAAAGAAAACUCUUCAUCUAAGAAAAAGAGUUCUCACACUCCUCAAAAUUUAUUGCUUAGUCAUCAGAAGAAACAUAGUCCUCAGCUGAGGACUCUUAUCAAUUCCGCACGUGUUUUGGUGGGUGGUCAGCCAAAUGGACAGAGGCAUGUUCGAGUUUUGGACUUUGGGCCAGAAGUAAGUCAGUGUGAAUCUGUGUUUUCUGAGGCUGUGACUCAUGAAAUCUCCAAUCAUUGUGAACGUAAAUAUAGAAAAUCUCCUAGGAGAAGAACUCCAAGAAAAUCAAAACUUGUUAAUCAUUUUGAACCUCAUUCAGAAGUAAGCCCAAAGAUCACGAAAGAGUCAGUCCAACAACAACAGUUAAUUAAUCCAUGUACUGCAUCAAAAAUUCAGCUAGUGAAUAACUUAAACCAUGUUGUAAAAUUUCCUUCAAUUGAAGAAGAAAAUGAUAAGUUUUCCAAAAUCAUUGAAAAUCCAAAGAUUGAAAUUGGAAACAAAUUCACCGAUGAUGUAGUUACCAGCAGAUCUACAAAUGACAGUCAAGAAAAGAACCAACUAGCAAAUAUUCAAAGAGAUAGUAGACCUAUCAGUGGCAAUCAAUUUGAUAAAGGAAACAUUCAAUCAAGGCAUGUAGUAUAUGAUACCAAGUUACAGAAUGAAUUAAUAGUUGAUGCUGACACCCAGAAGGUAUGUCAUAGUGUUGAAGUACAUAAUAGCUUGACAAGUGAUGUUAAAAUACAAGAGGUGCCUCGUGAUACUGAAGUAAAAAAUAUAUUGAUAAACAGUGCUGACACCCAGAAGGUAUGUCAUGGUGUUGAAGUACAUAAUAGCUUGACAAGUGAUGUUAAAAUACAAGAGGUACCUCGUGAUACUGAAGUAAAAAAUAUAUUGAUAAACAAUGCUGACACCCAGGAGGUAUGUGUUCAAGUACAGAGAAGCUUGAUAGGUGAUGUUAGAACACAAGAUGUGUCUCGUGAUACUGAAGUACAAAAUAUAUUGACAAACAGUGCUGACACCCAGGAGUUAUGUCAUGGUGUUCAAGUACAGAGAAGCAUGAUAGGUGAUGUUAGAACACAAGAUGUAUCUCGUGAUACUGAAGUACAAAAUAUAUUGACAAACAGUGCUGACACCCAGCAAGUAUGUAAUAGUGUUAAAGUACAGAGUAGCUUAGGUGAGGUUAAAACACAGGAUGUGUCACAUGAUAUCGAACUACAGAAUGGAUUGAUAGACAAUGCUGACACCCAGCAAGUAUGUCAUAGUGUUAAAGUACAGAGUAGCUUAGGUGAGGUUAAAACACAGGAUGCGUCACAUGAUAUCGAGCUAGAGAAUGGAUUGAUAGACGAUGCUGACACCCAGGAGGUAUGUCAUAGUGUUAAAGUACAGAGUAGCUUAACAGGUGAGGUUAAAACACAAGCUGUGUCACAUGAUAUCGAGCUAGAGAAUGGAUUGAUAGACGAUGCUGACACCCAGCAAGUAUGUCAUAGUGUUCAAGUACAGAGUAGCUUAGGUGAUGUUAAAACACAGGAUGCGUCACAUGAUAUCGAGCUAGAGAAUGGAUUGAUAGACGAUGCUGACACCCAGCAAGUAUGUCAUAGUGUUCAAAGUACAGAGUAGUUUAACAGGUGAUGUUAAAACACAGGAUGUGUCACAUGAUAUCGAACUACAAAAUGGAUUAAAAACUGAUAUAAAAUCAAGGAAUCAGCUUAGUGCUGAUACUGAACACCAGAGUAAAUCCCUUACUAUUAUUAAAUCUGUAAAUAGCAAUGAACAGUUAAAAGACUCAGUGAUACUUAUUCAGACUGAAAAUAAAAUCAUAGAAAAUGAUUCAGAAGAGAAGGAACUUGUUUGCUUGUCAUUGUCGGAGCACCCAAAACCAGUUGUGCAAAAUUUAAAGAACUCAACUGCAAAAUUUGAAGAACUGAAUGAUAAUGAGAUUGCAGAAACCCUUGUUUCUCUUGCAACCCAAAUCCCUGAAAGGCCAGCUAUAAGUACUAUAAACAAUGGUCAGAUUGAAAUGUCUUCCAAAUUCUCAAGUGUCACGCCACUUUCUGAUGAAACUAGUGGCCAAGACAGUUCUAGAGACUUCUCUGCUUGUGAAGAUUUCCAGAGGAACAAAAGAAAAUUAGUGGAUUCUGAAAAGGGGAAAGUAAGAAAGAAGAGAAGAGUAAAGGAGAAACUACUGAAGGAAAUGGACGUUGAGAAAAUUCUUGCAAAGUUGCAUGGAAAUUAAACAUAUGCUUUAUAAACAUUAUAACAUCAUAAUUGUGGUUCAGUGACCAUAGAUUAUGGUUUGCAAUACAAUAAUUGUUAAUAUGUAUGUAAUCUUAACUUGAUAAAAUGUUUGUAGUACUGGAUGUGUUUUUUAUCUUUUUUCUCUCUCUCCACAUCAUUUCAUUUUCUUUUGUUCCACAUGCUUUUCAGUGAAGGUUACAAAAUGUUUUAUUUGUUGGAGUGAUAGUAUGUUUUGAGUAUUAUUGUGAAACUUUGCUUAAUUAGUGUAUGUACUGAUGAAGUGUCUUACAUGUUAAUUUUAAAUUUAAUCUACUAUGGAACUCUCUUGUGGCUCAUGAACUAUGAUUGAUUUUGUUACAUUUUAAUUUUUUACUGACUACACGUUUAGACAGUAAAACUGUGUUUUUAAAUUUUUACCUCUGUCAUGUUGUUACAACUGUUCUUCCUUCACGGAUUAUUUUUAAAUGAGAUGUGUUUUUUAUAAUUUAUGCUUUGGUCCACCAUUUUUAUUGCUGUAGAUAAUAAAAUUCAAAAUAUUGUCUUUGAGAUUUAUUUUUGAACAAGUACUUUUUUAUUGUAUAAAGAUAACUGAAAAGUAUAACACACUAGCAGACUAAUUCUGACAGUGAGUAAAUUGGUUUUUGUAUAAAACUUUUGAUCCUUAACUUCUGUGAUGACUGUCAAUAAAAUGUUUAUUGUCAUCA
Molecule: messenger RNA, 9248 nt
Organism: Limulus polyphemus (Atlantic horseshoe crab)
Lineage: Eukaryota; Metazoa; Arthropoda; Merostomata; Xiphosura; Limulidae
Exons: 15
Coding region: 328-7926 (2532 amino acids)
Molecular function (GO): protein binding
Source: RefSeq, a predicted model, not a curated record